UUUAUAGGACAAAAUAAAAGUCUCCUUAUCGGUUCUUGAAUCCAAAGCUAUUGAUCUCAAAAACUUGGUAAACAAGAAAGAAAAGGAACUUGGAGACAUAGAGGAAGAUGCUUAUAGUUUGGAACAGUAUAUUAUGCAAGAAUUUGCAAAACUGCACCAAUUUCUUCAUGAUAAGGAACAAACACUAAUCCAGCAGCUUAAGGAUGAAGAAGCAGAAAUUCUGAAAGAGAUGCAGAAAAGUGUUGAAAGUAUAAGAAUUGAUGUUAUGGCCACCCAUGUGACUGUGUCUGAUGCAAGUUUGGAGCUUGGGAAAAAAGUCAUAGGAACUCUGAAAGAAACUGAAGAAAAUUCUGUUGUGACCAUUCAGAAAGUGAUUUCCAAGGAUAUAUUGGAACCUGUAAAUCAAAAAACUACCUGUUUUCUAACAGCACCAGAAACAUUUGAGGAUGUUGCUGUCACUUUCUCAGAAGAAGAGUGGAAGAUGUUAACUAAACAAGACAAAGACCUACACAGGGAAGUGAUGGUGCAGAACUAUGAAAGCUUGGUAUCAGUAGGGUACAAAAUCCUCCCUGAAAAAUUAUUACUGCUACUUAAACAAGAUUCUGAUGAACAGCCAAAGUGUGAUGUGGAGGGAAAACAUAUCACAAAACAGCAGGGUAAUCAAGAAGGUGGCUUCAGCAGUAUUGAAAGCAUGGAGUCGAGUGCAAGUUCCAGUCUGCAGUCUUCACUUGCAGAACCCAAGUUACAUCACUCAGCAGCGAACCUGCAGAAGUGUGCUGAGUCUGGACAGGACAGUGGCAAGUAUCAUGUCAUGCCUGCAUCACAGCUUCACUCAGGAUGUAACUGCAGCCAGAGCUGUGGAUGUGCCACAAAUCAUAGUGUCCACAUAGGGAAGAAACUAUAUACUGGUGCUGAAAGCACCAAGUGGCUUUCACAUAACAGUAGCAGUAAUCUGAUACACUGUCAGACCAUUUACAAAGUGAAUCCUCCUCCUGUGGUCCAGUCCUGUGAUGGUAUGAUGGUUCCUAAACAUUUGAAGGAAUUAAAAAGGAAUAAACCUUAUAAAUGUGCCGAAUGCAGUAAAUGUUUUUCAUAUAACAUUCAGCUGAUACACCAUCAAACUGUUCACACAGGGAAGAUAUUAUAUAAAUGUACUGAAUGCAGCAAGUGUUUCACUCAAAAGUAUAAUCUACAAUGCCAUCAGAAGUUACAUGGAAGGGAGAAACCAUAUAAGUGUGCUGAGUGCAGUAAAUAUUUUACACGUCUUAGUAGCCUUCAGCGGCAUUGCAUCAUUCACACAGGUGAAAAACCAUACAACUGUAUGGAAUGCGGGAAGUGUUUCACACAAAGUGCACAUCUAAAAGAACAUCAGAAUACGCACCGCGGGGAAACACCAUAUAAAUGUACAGAAUGCAGUAGAUGUUUUACACGUCUUAGUAGCCUUCAGCGGCAUCUUAUCAUUCACUCAGAGAAAAAACCAUACAGUUGUAGUGAGUGCAAUAAGUGUUUUAUAACAAAGGGACAACUAACUACUCAUCUCUACUCUCACUCUGGGGAGAAACCAUAUAAAUGUGUUGAAUGCAAUAAAGGUUUCACAAGUAAGACAUCAUUGAAACACCAUUCGAACUGGCACAGAGGGGAGAAACCAUAUAAAUGUGUUGAAUGCAGUAAAGGUUUCAUAUGUAAGAACUCAUUAAAAUACCAUCAGAAUGUGCACAGAGGGGAGAAACCAUAUAAAUGUGUAGAAUGCAAUAAAUGUUUUACACAUCCUGGUAGCCUUUGGUACCAUCAUGUCAUUCACGUAGACAUUAAACUAUAGAAUUGUAAUGAAUGCAAUAAUGUUUUAUAAGAA
Molecule: messenger RNA, 1852 nt
Organism: Protopterus annectens (West African lungfish)
Lineage: Eukaryota; Metazoa; Chordata; Ceratodontiformes; Protopteridae
Product: zinc finger protein 391-like
Exons: 5
Coding region: 134-1819 (561 amino acids)
Biological process (GO): regulation of cytokine production; negative regulation of transcription by RNA polymerase II; regulation of immune system process
Source: RefSeq, a predicted model, not a curated record